AUGCGCGUCAACCGCACGUCGGUCGGUCGUCGUCGCGCCUGUUCGCAGCCUGUCAUCGACCCGGACGAGCCACUUCCUAUCGAGCCGAGCGGAUCGCUCGCUAUGGCUUCGAAACUCUCGCACGGGCGACCGACGACGCUUGCAGGGCGUCCCCAACCAAGGCAGGCGUCUGCUAAUAUCUACAGCAUGUUUGACGAACCCACCAUCCAGCAAUUCAAGGAGGCCUUCACGGUGAUCGACCAAGACGGAGACGGUAUCAUCACCGAGAAGGAUCUGAAGGCAAUGUAUGCCAGCCUGGGCAGGCCAGUCUCGGCUGAACAACUGACGAGCCUCACAAGCAAGACCUCAUCACCUGGCGCAAUCAAUUUCACACUCUUCUUGAGCAUGAUGGCCGACCGGCUGCUCAAGCUGGAUCCUGCUGAGGACAUGCUUGAAGCAUUCGCCUGCUUCGACGAGACUGAUCAAGGUCUUGCCCCCUCCAGCGAGCUCAAGACCUGGCUGACCGAAUACGGCGAUCGUAUGACUCCCGAAGAGGUGGACAGGCUGCUCACGCCGCCCUUUGCUAAUCGCUCAGGUCAUUUCGAUUACAAACGAUUCAUUGGAGCGGUCAGCGUCACCGAGGGCGAGCAGAAGCGAAUGUCUGUGCGCGAGUCUAAGGGAUGGCCUUUCACCGGUAGUCAAGCAAGUGUGUCUAGCAUGUGUGGCAGUCGCCAAACAUGGAUCAGACAGAGCAGAAGGAUCAAGUUCGGUGUCGGCUUGCUCGCUGUCUUACUCUGUGUCCAGCUUGUCUGGCUUGUGGGGUUGCAUCAGGCAUGGCACGCCAACAGAGAAGGCUCUGUGGCCCAGCGGCUGCUUCCUGCCUUCAUCCCCGGCUCAGAAGAGGAUCCGGUGCUGUCUGAAGAUCCAGAGCUGUCUCACUACCAGAAGCUGCGGCUUUACGAAUUCGACGCAGCGGCUCAGUACGAUCGAGCUCGUCAUGAGAUGCCCCUGGUCAGGAUGUGGACGAUGGGUCUCGGCGGACAGGCCAAUAAUCAGCUGCAAGAAAUGCUUAUGCAUCACUGGAUGGCCCAUCUCACGAAUCAAACACACGUCUACAAAGGCCUCAAGGCUCGCGCCAGACACUGGGAGCACAUACCUCUGUCCGCUUUCCUGCCUCGCCUGACGCGAACCGGCGUGUCGGAGGAGUACUACACUCAAACUUGCCCCAAGGCGGUGCGCAUUCACCCAAAGCUAGAUUUCGAGCCACGCUAUCGCCGUCGCAGUAAGCGUGCCGUUGCCGUCAACCCUUCACUGUCGGAGCACAGCAACGACACAGACUUUGUUGACUGGUCCAGAGAAGCGAUUGCGGACCAGACGCCACUAACAGACGAAGAGCUGGAGCAUCUGUUGUGGCUUCACGAACAGGACGAUGCUAUUCGAGCAGAGUACAGGGUCCCUCCUGCCCGAGUCUGGAACGCUUCACUGGAGUAUUUAGUGACAAGGAGCACGGCCCGUUGUGUCGACCACGCCAGCUGGCUCAUCGAUUUCGGCUUCUGGUCAAGUGCUGCCUACCUCAGGCUUAUCCCGGCCUACGUUAGCUACCUACGCCAGAUCUUCGUCUGGUCUGAUGUCAUUCGUCAAACCGCUCGGACCACACUACAAGAACAUCGCAUAGUCGCAUCAAGUCAGGCAGUAAGUCCGUGGCAGAGAUUCCUCCAGGCAGUGAUUGGACGACCAUCCACCGGCUUCAUGGCUGUGCACAUGCGACUUGGUGAUUUCACAGAUCACUGCCGGUACCUUGCGAGCGUACAGUAUCGGUCUGCUGGUGUCGCGGCGCACCCCAUCUUCAGCCGUCGCAAGCCGCCGCCCUAUGCGUCUGCAAAGCGCAAUUUGACCACUGACGAGUGGCUAUUACACUGCUCCCCAACGCCACAGCGGUAUCUCAAUCUCAUCGACGUAGCCCUACGCGAGCACGAGCGGCGGACCGGCGGCAGGCUGCGAGGCAUCUACAUCUUGCACAACGCAGGCUCAGACGAGGACGACGCGAUCGUUGACUGGCUGCACGACAGGCUCGUGCUGGAGCCUUAUGCGCUCGAAUUUGCAAGUUCAGAGAGCGCAGUGGUAUGGAGCAGGCCAGUAGACGAGCUCGAACGGGACGAUUACGCCUUUGCGGUGGACAUGGAGAUCGCAGCACAGGCAGAUGUCUUCAUCGGCAACUCAUUUUCCUCCAUGUCAAGCAACAUACUUGCUCAGCGGCUCGGCAAGAAUCCAGCAGGGACAGGCUCGUGGAUUCUGUAGUGUCACGCAGAUCGUGUCUGAGCACUGCAAUGUUGACAUGCCCUUUUGCUGGUUUGCAAACGUACAACAAGCUGAGCAGCCGUGUCUCAUGCGGGCAGCCAUUUCCACAGACCUCUGGCUCGCUUGGAGCAGCACCG
Molecule: messenger RNA, 2414 nt
Organism: Mixia osmundae IAM 14324
Lineage: Eukaryota; Fungi; Basidiomycota; Mixiomycetes; Mixiales; Mixiaceae
Exons: 8
Coding region: 1-2277 (758 amino acids)
Biological process (GO): mitotic cytokinesis; actomyosin structure organization
Cellular component (GO): cytoplasm; myosin II complex
Molecular function (GO): myosin heavy chain binding; calcium ion binding; cytoskeletal motor regulator activity
Source: RefSeq, a predicted model, not a curated record